CUGUCUCUGGAUGUCCCAUUCGUGACGACGUGUAUACGUGGCGCUGUGAUAGCAACAUGCCGCUGUGAAGUGGCGAGCGAUCGGUGCACGAGAGGAGAUAGGCAUAUGUCAUUUUUAUGAUUGUACAGUAAAAUUCAAGCUAAGAAAAUGAGGUGGCUCAGCACGUGCGUAUUCCUCGUCAUUUCCAUUGUCAGCGUACGCUCCUACUUUAUUACCGUGGAUGCCCACGCCGAGGAAUGUUUCUUCGACAAAGUUGAAUUCGGCACCAAGAUGGGCCUCACAUUUGAAAUAGCAGAAGGUGGAUUCUUGGAUAUAGAUGUUAAAAUAGUUGGUCCUGAUGGUAGGAUGAUUUAUCAAGGCGAACAAGAAAGCAGUGGAAAGUAUACAUUUGCUGCUCAUACGUCAGGAGUUUACACUUACUGCUUUAGUAAUCAGAAGAGCACGAUGACACCAAAAGUGGUGAUGUUUAAUAUGGACAUAGAUGAAAAUCGAAAACAGGCAGAGGAUAAUGCUGGUGGGGAAGGUGGUCAAGAUGGAGAGGGAAAUCAUGGAAAGUUGGAUGAUAUGAUCAAAGACUUGAGCACUAGCUUAUGGGGUGUGAAGAACGAACAGGAAUACAUGCAGGNNCGUGAUCGCAAUCACAGGGCGAUCAACGAGAGUACAAAUUUCCGUGUCGUGGUAUGGGCAUUCUUUGAGGCCAUGGUGCUGGUUUGCGUGACGAUAGGGCAAAUCUUUUAUUUGAAGCGAUUCUUUGAGGUCCGGAGAAUUGUCUAACUUAAGUGUAUUUGAGAAUACACUACGUGAAUUAAUUGUACAUUUUUCUAUGUAAUUAAAUUAUGUCUCAUUACACGAUAAGUCAGCGCAGCGGUAAAUACGUUCUCCAUUCUCUAUCGAGAUUAGACCUACACUGUACAUCAUUAGUAUUAAGAUAUUUCCUAUAUCUAUAAGAUUUCUAAUAAACAAAGAAUUUGUAACGGGAUAAUAUCGAGGAUUUAGGCAAAUCCGCGAAUAUUUCCAUAACGGUAAAAGUGAUCAAUAAGAAAAAAUUAUAUAUGUAAUAACAAAAGAAAAUAUAAUGCAUCUUUCUAUAAUU
This is a messenger RNA of Pogonomyrmex barbatus (red harvester ant), 1093 nucleotides long. Its product is annotated as transmembrane emp24 domain-containing protein 2. The record is from RefSeq and is a predicted model, not a curated record. NCBI's taxonomy places the organism in Eukaryota, Metazoa, Arthropoda, Insecta, Hymenoptera, Formicidae.